This is a messenger RNA of Ostreococcus tauri, 1632 nucleotides long. RefSeq names its product Pseudouridine synthase I, TruA. The coding region runs from base 1 to 1632 and encodes 543 amino acids. Lineage: Eukaryota; Viridiplantae; Chlorophyta; Mamiellophyceae; Mamiellales; Bathycoccaceae. Gene Ontology annotation, cellular component: nucleus. Gene Ontology annotation, molecular function: pseudouridine synthase activity; RNA binding. The record is from RefSeq and is a predicted model, not a curated record. Gene Ontology annotation, biological process: tRNA pseudouridine synthesis; mRNA pseudouridine synthesis. The transcript has a single exon.
AUGAAAACCUGUGCUCGAGUCCCGAGCUCUUUGUACGCGCGCCUCGCCCUCGCGCGCGUCGAGAGGCGGGAAUCCAGAACGACUCGAUCUCACAUCAUCGCGGGCGGCGCCCCGAAGGCGCGGAAGAGCCACAGGAAGGUGGAUGGGAACGGUGGGAAAGAUUGGCGGGACGUCGCGCACCAACCAGACGACAACGCGCACGAGAGUCAUCGAAUCCCGGAUGAUGUAGUGAUCCCAGAGCCAGACGAGCGAAGGAAGAAGAAACCCGUGGCGCUGUUAUUGGCGUACGUCGGCGCGGGGUACAAGGGGAACACGCAUAACGCGCAGGCGGUGCGAGGGACGACGGUGGACGACGUGGUCGAAGACGCGCUGUUUCGAUGGGGUGGGAUUUUAUUGCCGAAUUAUCGAAGCAAAGGUUUGCAACGAUUGAAGUGGAGUCGGAGCAGCCGGACCGAUAAGGGUGUGAGUUCGCUCUGUACCGUGGUGAGCCUGAGGGCGGAGAUUGAUCCGGAGGUUUGGACGACGGACGUGGAGGCGCGCGCGACGGCGCGAGACAUCACGAAGCACUUACCGGAUGAUGUCGAGUGCUUCGCCGUGUACAACACGCCCAAGUCGUUUCAGGCGCGACGAGAGUGCGUGAUGCGAACGUACGAGUACUUGCUCCCGGCGCGGGUUUUGGGUUUGGACGGUGACGCGAUGGACGAGAGCGGUCGGCGGCGCUUGGCGCUCUUCAACGAGGCGCUCUCGUGCUUCAUCGGAUCGCACCCGUUUCACAACUACACCAAGCGAUCGCAGUACACGGCCAAGGCGAGGAAGGAUUUCAGACCGCGGCUUCGCGAUUCAAGAGGGAACGCGGCCUGGCGUGGGCAAGACGGCGCAGUGAUGGACGACGGCUCCGAGGAUGCGUCCGAAGAGGCCGACGACGAGAGCGAGGAAGCGCGGCCGACGACGACGGCGACGGACGACGGGCGUCCGUUCCCCGAGCACGUGGGCGAUCGAGAGAAACACACGUACUGGUUGCUCGAAUCCGAUUGGACGGACAAAAUCACGCAGUCACACUUUCGGAGGAUUCAUAACUUUAGCGCCGGCUCGGAGGUCGAGCGGAUGACAAUUACAAACGAGGACGGAUCGACAACCCAAAGCGAGCCGUUCGUUCGCGUCUCCGUCCGAGGUGAAUCGUUCAUGCUGUACCAAAUUCGUAAGAUGAUCGCGAGCGCGGUGGCUGUGAGUCUCGGUCACUGUCCGCUCGAGUUUUUACCCGCGUCGCUGGCGAGACCGUGUCGAGCCGCGAUGCCGCUCGCCCCGGCGUCGACGCUGUAUCUAUACGACGUCGAGUUCAUGAAUUUCAGGGUAAACACCGAGUCGAGCGUCGAACCACCGAAUCGGUUGACCAAACUCGAGCCCUCGGAAGCGGUGCGCGAAGAUCUCGCGCGAUUCAGACGCGACAAGCUCGAACCGGCGCUCGCGCCCGCGUUGGCGUCCGACGAGUGGGACGCCUUCAGGGACAACCUCAGGUUCUGUAACGUCACCCCGGAGAUCUCCGAGGUCAUCGUCGCCGCGUUCGAGACGUACAAGGCGAACAGACCGAUCCGAGACGCGGAUGAGAAGACCACGGACGGCGUCACCGUGUAA